AUGGCCCAGGAAGGUGAUGAGCCAGUCCACCACAGUCAAGGCAAUUCCUCGGGCUCCGCAGCGGAGCUACCGCCCAGUGCGACGGAGAAGCAGUCGUACGCCAGCGUCGAAAAUGGCCGUGUAGACAUUGAUCUCAACUCGGGUCUGUGUCGCCGGCUGUCCCGCCUCGUGCCGGCAUCCCCCGGGCCCCAGACGAGGCCGCCCGAGAGUCCUCCCGAAUACAGCGAACAGGGCCCGCAGUCCCUCCGCCUCAACAUCGUGGUCCAGAUCGUCGGGAGCCGCGGUGACGUCCAGCCCUUUGUCGCGCUCGGGCAGGAGCUCCAGCGGCACGGGCAUCGGGUGCGGCUCGCGACGCACGACGUCUUUGCCGCCUUUGUCAGAGACGCUGGCCUCGAGUUCUUUCCCGUGGGCGGCGACCCGGCCGAGCUCAUGGCGUACAUGGUCAAGAACCCGGGCCUGCUGCCCAGCAUGCAGGGGCUGAGGGGCGGAGAGGUGCAGAGGAAGCGGCGCAUGGUCGCGGGCAUGCUGCGCGGGUUCUGGUCGUCCUGCGUUGAGCCCGAUCCCGUCACGUCGGUGCCGUUCGUGGCCGAUGCCAUCAUCGCAAACCCUCCGAGCUUUGCGCACGUCCACUGUGCGCAGGCCCUGGGCGUGCCGCUGCACCUCAUGUUCACGAUGCCGUGGACCAGCACCACGGCGUUUUGCCACCCGCUGGCAAACCUCGUCGGCUCCGACGCGAUACCACCGCGCACGGCAAACUUUCUGUCAUACUUGGCGGUCGAGUGGAUCACGUGGCAAGGUCUCCAAGACGUCAUAAACUCGUGGCGGAGGACGCUCGACCUGGAGCCGGUUCCAUUCUCAGAAGCCCCGUUCCUGGCAGAGACGCUCCAGAUACCAGUCACAUACUGCUGGUCGCCGGCGCUGGUGCCGAAACCCGCCGACUGGCCGUCGUACAUCGACGUGUGCGGAUUCUUCUUCCGAAAAGAGCCAGAGUACGCUCCGACACCAGAGCUGGCCGGGUUCCUGAAAAGCGGGCAGCGGCCCGUGUACAUCGGAUUCGGCAGCAUCGUCGUCGACGACCCACGCGCGCUGUCCGCCACAAUAGCCGCGGCUGUGAAAGAAGCUGGUGUGAGGGCCGUCGUCUCCAGAGGCUGGAGCAAACUCGGAGAGGGCCAGGUCCCUAGUACCGACGUAUUCUACCUCGACGACUGCCCCCACGAGUGGCUGUUCAAGCAGGUCAGUGCCGUCGUGCACCAUGGUGGAGCCGGCACCACGGCCUGCGGGCUCCUCAACGGCAGACCAACCGUCGUCGUCCCGUUCUUUGGAGACCAGCCGUUCUGGGGCACCAUGGUCGCCGCGGCUGGCGCCGGCCCGGAUCCGAUCCCAGCACAGCAGCUCGACGUCGCGAAGCUAGCUGCCGCCAUCCGGUUCUGCCUCACAUCUGAAGCGGCGGCGGCAGCAGAGAGCAUGUCUGCAAGGAUGAGGACCGAGUCGGGCGUGAGGCGGGCGGUCGCAACAUUCCACGCCAACCUCCCGCUUGAAAAGAUGCGAUGCGAUCUGAUCCCGAGCCAGCCUGCCGUGUGGAUGUGCACGUCGCCGAAGCGACUGAAGCUGUCCAAGGCCGCAGCUGAAGUGUUGACUGGUGCGGAUCUCAUCUCCUGGAGCACUCUGAGGAGAUACAACCCCAAGCCCAUCCACAUCAGCAACAGAAGAUGGGAUCCAGUCACCGCAACGGCAUCGUCACUCGCCGCGACGAGCACGGGCAUGGUCACCUCGGCAGCAGACAUUGUCAUCAAGCCGAUGGAGGCGCUCGGGAAAUCACUGACUCGGGCGGAGCACGGAGGCGCAGACGCGAUCGGGGCUCCUGGCGGUCACGACGCUGUCUACGGGAGGUCGGCCGCCAUCGAGCUCCCAAGGGCAACCAACGUGCAGCCGACGGGCCGCGGAACCGCCGCCGCCGCCGCCCUCGGAUCGGCAGUGGGCCUGGGCAACUUUUUCAAGUCCUUCACCAAGGGCGUGCUCCUGGACCUCCCCCUGGCGGUGACAGAGGGUAUGCGCAACGCCCCCAGGCUGUACGGCGGAGACGUGUACGAGCCCGGCGACGUGGUGGACUGGAAGUCCGGGGGGCUCGCCGCGGGGCGGAACCUGAGCCACGGCUUCGUGGAAGGGUUCAGGGGCCUGGUCGCGGAGCCGAUGCGCGGGGCCGAGCAGGGCGGGGCCGUCGGCGCGGCGAGAGGCGCCGGCGUCGGCAUUCUGAACUUUGGGGCCAAGGUCAGCUCGGGCGCGCUCGGGCUGGUCACGUACUCGGGCCAGGGGCUGUAUCAGAGCAUGCGGUCCACGGCGAGGAGGGAGACGAGCCGGCUGGUCAAGGAGGCCAGGCGCGCCGAGGGGCCGUACGCGGUUGGGUCUGCCAGUGAGCUGGACACGCAGGCCAUUGUGCGGGCCUUUGUUGCGGGCAACGGAGAGUGCGGACAGUGUUGA
Molecule: messenger RNA, 2478 nt
Organism: Purpureocillium lilacinum
Lineage: Eukaryota; Fungi; Ascomycota; Sordariomycetes; Hypocreales; Ophiocordycipitaceae
Biological process (GO): carbohydrate metabolic process
Molecular function (GO): UDP-glycosyltransferase activity; hexosyltransferase activity
Source: RefSeq, a predicted model, not a curated record